Messenger RNA from Electrophorus electricus (electric eel), 7782 nucleotides. RefSeq names its product patched 1 (gene ptch1). Gene Ontology annotation, biological process: negative regulation of smoothened signaling pathway. The record is from RefSeq and is a predicted model, not a curated record. Gene Ontology annotation, cellular component: plasma membrane. Gene Ontology annotation, molecular function: smoothened binding; hedgehog family protein binding; hedgehog receptor activity. Lineage: Eukaryota; Metazoa; Chordata; Actinopteri; Gymnotiformes; Gymnotidae.
GAAAGUCCAGCCAUCUGACAGACCUGGAGGCGGGAUUUCAGUCUCUUUUUUGCCUUACCCCUCCUCCUCUGUCUCCAAAUGGAGAGUGGUCUUUUUUCUCAUCUAUUGAAUCGCGGAGAUCGCCGUGUCCCGGGGAGUACCGCGUAGUACGCAGAAUGCUUCGACCACAGAGCGAUCGACGCUGUUGCACUUUGGAUGGAAAGCGCCACUUCCACUUUGCCUUCUGAAACCACAUUUUUUUAAAGAAAACGGUGAAUGUGGGAAUCGUUGGGAGACCUCCGGAUCGCGAAAUGUUGGUAUGGAAGGCGCAGACUCUGACUCGCCGUCCCAAACAGGAGUAUGAAGUACUUUGUGGAUCUGGGAACACCGAGAGAGAAACUCUGUUUCCUUUGGAUAUCCAAAAACGCUUACGGGGGAAUAUACUAACGUGGAUAACGAGAAGCUCCGCGCAGACUGUGCAACAUGGCCUCGGCUGUUAAUGUCUCCUUUGAGCAAGAAAACAGGGACCCCGAACGGCCGAGGUUAACGCGGAGGACUAGGGGGAACAGUCGUGCAACUGCAUCGGAUCUGGAGUAUUUGCAGCGGCCGAGUUAUUGCGACGCCGCGUUCGCACUGGAGCAGAUAUCGGAGGGUAAUGCGACUGGAAGGAAAGCACCGCUGUGGCUGCGAGCGAAGUUUCAAAGACUCCUGUUUAAACUCGGCUGUUACAUACAAAAGAACUGCGGAAAGUUUUUAGUUGUGGGCCUUUUGAUAUUCGGAGCUUUCGCCGUUGGUUUGCGGGCAGCCAACCUGGAAACGGACGUGGAGAAGCUCUGGGUGGAAGUGGACGGCAGGGUGAACCAGGAGCUGAGAUACACGCGGCAGAAGAUCGGCGAGGAGGCCAUGUACAACCCACAGCUGAUGAUCCAGACCCCACGGCAGCGCGGGGCCAGUAUCCUGACAGCCGAGGCACUCAAACAGCACCUGGACUCCGCCCUGAGGGCCAGCCGAGUGCACGUCUCCAUGUACAACAGCAUAUGGAAAUUGGAACAUUUAUGCUACAAAUCAGGAGAACUCGUCACAGAAAACAAUUUUGCAUAUCAGAUCAUUGAGAAUCUCCAUCCCUGUCUGAUCAUCACACCUCUGGACUGCUUCUGGGAAGGUGCUAAGCUACAUUCAGGCAUCGCCUACCUCCCCGGUAAACCCCCCCUGCAGUGGAUGAACUUCGACCCGCUGGAGCUGAUCGCGGAAAUGAAGGCAGUGACCCACGUGGUGGACAGUUGGGAGGACAUGCUGGUCAAGGCCGAGGUGGGCCGCGGCUACAUGGACCGGCCCUGCAUCGACCCUGCCGACCCCGACUGCCCUCUGUCUGCUCCCAACAAGAAUUCCACACAGCCGCUGGACAUCGCCCGCAUCCUGACCGGAGGUUGCCACGGAAUCUCCAAGAAGUACAUGCACUGGCAGGAGGAGCUCAUCGUGGGGGGAGCCGAGAAGAACAACAGCGGCAUUCUCCUCAGCGCCCAGGCUUUGCAGACCAUGUUCCAGCUCAUGACGCCCAAGCAGAUGUACGAGCACUUGAAGGGCUACAACAAGGUUUCGCACAUGAACUGGAACGAGGAAAAGGCAGCCGCCAUCCUGGAGGCCUGGCAGAGGAGGUACUCCGAGGAGGUCCAGCAAAGCGUGUCCAUCAACUCCUCUCAGAAGGUUCUCACCUUCACCACCACCACUCUGGAAGACAUCCUCAAGUCCUUCUCCAGCGUGAGCGGCAUACGGAUUGCCAGCGGCUACCUGCUCAUGCUGGCCUACGCGUGCCUGACCAUGCUGAGGUGGGACUGUGCCCGAUCCCAGGGGGCCGUGGGGCUGGCCGGUGUUCUGCUGGUCACGCUGUCCGUCGCCGCCGGACUUGGCCUCUGCUCGCUCAUCGGCAUCUCCUUCAACGCUGCCACUACUCAGGUGUUGCCAUUCCUUGCCCUCGGCGUGGGAGUGGACGACGUAUUUCUCCUCGCUCACGCCUUCAGCGAGACCGGCCAAAACAAGAGGAUCCCUUUUGAGGACCGUACAGGCGAGUGUUUAAAGAGAACGGGGGCCAGCGUGGCUUUGACUUCCAUCAGCAACAUCACGGCUUUCUUCAUGGCUGCCCUCAUCCCUAUCCCAGCACUGCGGGCCUUCUCCCUGCAGGCUGCCGUCGUGGUGGUGUUUAACUUCGCCAUGGUGCUGCUCAUCUUCCCCGCCAUAUUAAGCAUGGACCUGUAUCGCCGAGAAGACCGCCGUUUUGACAUCUUCUGCUGCUUCGUCAGCCCGUGCAGCAACCGUGUGAUCCAGCUGGAGCCCGUGGCGGCGUACGGCGAGGGGGCGGGCGAGGGGGCGGGCCGCUACAGCCCGCCGCCCCCUUACGGCAGCCACGGCUUCGCGCAGCAGACGCACAUCACCAUGCAGUCGACCGUGCAGCUGCGCACCGAGUACGACCCGCGCACGCAAGCUUACUACACCACGGCCGAGCCGCGCUCGCGCAUCUCCGUGCAGCCCUACCUUCCCGGCCCCGCCCCCAACCACAACAACAGCAACAGCGGUGGGGUGGCAGGCAUGCGCCGGAGCCCCCCGGCCCAUGGGGCCCCGCCCCCGGACGCCGCCUCUUACCGGAGCGAGGAGGGCGCUAGCUCCACGAGGGACCUCCUGUCGCGGGCCGGGGAGGUGGGGCCGGGUCAGGGGGAGGCGGCCUGCUCUCAUUGGACAUUUGCCUGGUUCGCGGAGAAGCACUACGCGCCGUUCCUGCUGCAGCCCACCACGAAGGUGGCGGUGAUCCUGCUCUUCCUCGCCUUGCUGGGCGUUAGUCUGUAUGGCACCACGCUGGUGCGCGACGGCCUGGAGCUAACCGACAUCGUGCCUCGGGACACGGCAGAGUACGACUUCCUGGGCGCCCAGUUUCGCUACUUCUCCUUCUACAACAUGUACGUGGUGACGCAGCGGGCCGACUACGCGCAGGCCCAGCCACUGUUCCAUGAGCUGCACGCCCGCUUCGCCGGCGUCAAGUACGUCCUGCGCGGCGACGACGGCUCCCUGCCCCGCAUGUGGCUGCACUACUUCCGUGACUGGCUGCAAGGCCUGCAGGAGGCGUUUGAUAAGGACAAGCGUGCAGGCAGGAUCACUGAGGAGAACUACAAGAACGGCUCUGAUGACGCUGUCCUGGCCUAUAAGCUCCUGGUUCAGACGGGCCGCAGAGACAAGCCAAUCAACCGCAGUCUGGUCACCACGGCGCACCGGCUGGUGGAUGCCAACGGGAUCAUCAACCCCAGCGCCUUCUAUGUCUACCUGACUGCCUGGGUCAGCAACGACCCCGUGGCCUACGCCGCCUCUCAGGCCAGCAUCCGGCCGCACCCACCCGAGUGGAUUCACGACCCCACCGACUCCAUCUCCAUUGGCCGGCUCACCAUUCCUGCUGCAGAGCCCAUCGAAUAUGCCCAGUUCCCCUUCUACCUUAACGGGCUGCGUGAGACGUCCCACUUCGUGGAGGCCAUCGAGAGCGUGCGUGCCAUCUGCGCCGACUAUAGCCGGCGGGGCGUGGCCAGCUACCCCAACGGCUACCCGUUCCACUUCUGGGAGCAGUACGUGGGGCUCCGCCAUUGGCUGCUUCUCUUCAUCAGUGUGGUGCUGGCCUGCACCUUCCUGGUGUGCGCCGUCUUCCUGCUCAACCCCUGGACGGCCGGCAUCAUCGUGCUAGUGCUGUCCCUGAUGACGGUGGAGCUGUUCGGCAUGAUGGGCUUGAUCGGCAUCAAGCUGAGCGCCGUGCCCGUGGUCAUCCUCAUCGCCUCCGUGGGCAUCGGCGUGGAGUUCACCGUCCACGUGGCCCUGGCCUUCCUCACCGCCGUAGGGGACCGGAGCAGACGCGCCGUGCUGGCCCUGGAGCACAUGUUCGCCCCCGUGCUGGACGGAGCCUUCUCCACCCUACUGGGCGUGCUGAUGCUGGCUGGCUCCGAGUUCGACUUCAUAGUCAGAUACUUCUUCGCUGUGCUGGCCAUCCUGACCGUGCUGGGUGUCCUGAACGGCCUGGUGCUGCUACCCGUCCUAUUGUCCUACUUUGGCCCUUACCCCGAGGUGUCUCCCGCGGAUGGACGUAGCCGGCUGCCCACUCCGUCCUCUGACCCGUUCCCACCGGUGGUGCACUUCACCGUGCAGCCGAACCAUGCCGCGGCCUCGGACUCCUCCGACUCUGAAUACAGCUCCAACUCCACCACAUCUGGUACCAGCCAGGACUUCCAGCACCACAACCUCACAGCAAGCAGGGAGCGAGCCGCCCGGCCCGAAGAGGUGCGGGUCUGCACGGGGCAGGGCCAAGGUGGACCCCACGCAGCCCCGCCCACUUUGCCUCCUUAUUCGUGUGUUCCGCAGGCUGGGCCCACUGACUCGAGGCAUCAUCACCUUCAUCAUCAUCAUCACCACCAUCGCCAUCAUCGCUCUGCCCAUCCUCCUCCUCCCUCCCAGGAUGCAGGACCUCAUGCUUCCCACCGACACGGCGGCAGGGACCCCCGGAGAGAAGCGGCCAGCUCCGCCCCACCUCCCCCUCAGAGGCCACGCACGGAUGCUUUCCAAACCACCAACAAGGUGGGCGGCCACUACGGCCCCAGAGAACGUUCGGCGGGGCGCCAGCCCCGCCCCCACAACCCUUACCCUCACCCAACCAACCCCCCUCCCCCAGGCCCCGCCUACUGCCAGCCCAUUACCACGGUGACAGCUUCGGCCUCCGUGACGGUGGCCGUCCAUUCGGGUGUGCCCGGCCAGAGCCCCGCCUACCCCUGCUACACCUCCAGCGACAGCUAUCGCUCUCCGGAAGAAGGCUACCCAGACGCCCGUUUCCCCGACCCGCACGUGCCCUUUGAAGAAAGUCACCACGGCGGAGACUCCAAACUGGAGGGCAUGGAACUUCAGGACCUGGAGCUAGACUCUCCCAGAGACCACCACAACAGCCACUCCAGAUGAGAGCCUGGACAUCCGAGCCGCGAAAAAGGGCCAAAGGCGAGGCGUCCGCCUCCUGGCAGGGGAGGAGCCACAGCGCUGCAGAGGCGGGACUUCUCGUGCUGCCUACUCUCUCGGCAGCACGGGUCUAGCAGCUGUCCAACAUGUGGCUGGGAACGUUGGAAGGGGGAAAAACAAAACGAAAGAAGAACGCGUACAUGAGUGUAAAUAAGAAUGGAGAGUAGCCACGAUCGUACCGGUCUGUGGGGCCGGACGGCGGCCAGCGACUACUGUCCAUCCUCUGUGUAUCCAUGACACGAGGAAGCUCCAUCUUAGACACACUUGUCAGCAUCCAGACACCAAUACCACUGCUGCUUAAGGUGUUGGUGUGAUGUGCUUGUAGACUUCUAUGCAAUUGUUCUCUUGAGCAUUAUAUAGUGCCACGUAGGUGUGUGCAAGGGCGCAUGUGUGCGUGCAUGCAUACUUAUUGCGCACAUACGAGGGUAUGUAUUUGUGCGUGUGUGUGAGUGUGAGUACGUGUGCGUGCAUGAGUGUGUAUGAGCACCCUAUACAAACAUUUCACUCAGUUCAAAGAGUUCACUCCGUCCCCCACACAUUCACAUGCAUGCAGGCUAAGGAAGACGUACUGUUUAGUAGCUCUGUCCUUUACUGGGCAAAACCAUUACUCUGCCAUAUACAUGGGUUCUUUAUGCAUUCACUGUAGUUCCCAUAUUGUGUUGGAUAUCUUCUUGAAACUGUCCAUGCAUUUCUGUAGAGAUUUUCUGAACAAUACUUUUAUUAGUAUGUACUGGCUACGGAAUAUGUUAGCUGUUAUUAACUGUAUGUGCCUACACAAGGAACUGUGUAGUCUUUUCAUUUUCAGACCUCAUAUUACAGUGUCAGGUCUUUUCGAGUGUUACUGUGCAGGAAUUGCAAAUGGAUGAAUGGUGUGUGUGUGCGUGUCAUCUGCAUGUUCUGCGUGUAUUGAAGUAUAAUGUAUGCUUUAUUCAGAUGUUAAUUUAUCACAAACCUGUGGUAGUUGGAAAAAAUAUAUAUAUAUACGAUUAACAUUGAACCACGCUAUGCGUGGGAGUUCAGAAAUGAAGAAAGUGCAAAGAGCGUUUGCGUGUGGCUCUGCUGUACCUGCUCCACGGCCAACCUCUUCUUCUAGCUCGUCUCAAGUUAUUUUACUGUAAAAAUGGCCAUUUAGUCUCAACUCACGUAUGCUCUCGGCAUUCAUAACUGUAUUACUGGGUAAACUAUAAUCGACACAGUAGUUUAAGGUAUAGUAUGGUUUUUUGUGACUUUCACUUGGUACUAUGUUGUUGGUCAUUAGGUUUACUGUGGAAACUGGUCAGCCUUGGUAGCACUGUUCUUACAUUUAUCGUCUACGUUACAGAAAGGCAUUAUUUUUCUUUCCUUUUUUUUUUUUUUUUUUCUUUAAAGCUAACGAUAUGGUUUAAUAAACUAUUACAGCUACGGCUCUGGUGGUUUAGCGGGUCGAGCCGUAGCUAUUAUAGCAGCCUGUUGAUGCCCCUCACGUUCCAUAUUUCAAUAAGCUACGCUGAUGGGCGCGCCGAGGGGUUAGCCACUGAAUGGCCGAACGAGACGAGCGCUUUCCGCCGUGUGGUCCGUCCACCUCCUCAGUGACAGGCCGCGACCACUGGCCCCCCGGUGUAGCACGAGCAGCUCUCUCUGACCUCACCUCAUAAAACUCCACAACACAACGCCAUGACACUAAUUGGAAGUUCCCCCUCGACGGUCAAAUGGUGCAUGUGAGUGCUUCUAUGGUCAAGGGUCAGGGAGCCCACACUUCAGUCUGAGUCUGGUGUGUGUGUGUGUCUGUGUCUGUGUGUGUGUGUGUGUGUGUGUGUGUGUGCGAGGAGGCUGUUUGUGUGUGCAGUUCACUUUUUGCUGGUUCCUCUAAUCCAACUAUGGCCUCCUGUCAGACAUAUCUGUCUUUUUAUUCCUCAUUCACUUUUUCUUUUCUUCAGCAAAGUUUAUCCUUCUGUCAACUGCUUGUUUGAGUUGUUUGUUUGUUUGUUUGUUUGUUUGUGUUUCAUGUUCUCCUAAAUGUCACAUUGGCAGAAACAGGAGAGAAUCAUGGCUGGCAACUAUUGUUAUUCAUUUUUAUACUCUGUUCAUUUUUUACAUUUGUUUUGCAAUAUUUAUAUUUUUGUAUUAUAAGAUAUUGUUUUGUUCAAUAAUGGUCAACAUGCCAGUUGUUAACAAUGCAGGGAUUUUUAUGUCUGUCUUAAAACACUAUUACAGUUUUUGUGUUCUUACAUUAAUGGAUUUUGAUAUGUAUAAAGUGCUUACUAAUGUUAAAUAGGAAAAAAAGAGUAUAUAACAUUUACAAUACAGAUUCAUCACAGCUCUUAGAGGAUUCUAAAAGGAAAAUAAUGAGUGGUUUUUACAGACUGUCAUUUUUUCCUUGGUUGGUGUGGAUGUAUGUCCAUUUCAGUUACAAAGAUAAAUGUAUGCCAUAUAAUUUAUUUAUAUGAAAAUUUAUUUUUGUAGUGUACAUAGUAGUUGUCAAGUUAUUUGACAGAAGUAUAUUUUUAAAGAGUUUAUAUGUAAUGCUACCAUUUUUUGUGAGAACAUAACAGAGACAUUAAGUCAUUAAGGUGCACACUUUCAUUGCUAACUUCUUCCCCUUUUACAGUGUUACUAUAGAAGAGAUUGAAUGAACUCUGAAAAGACUGUUUGGGUUUUGUGAAAAGCUAGCCAUGAAAGUAGAAAAUGUACUAGCUCUCUAAAUAAUAAUGUUCAAACACUGAUAGAAUUCUAACAAAUAAAAAUAUUAUAACUUAUUUGUCUCUUUGUUAUAAAUAAACGAAUGUGAAAAAUCGA